CUCCACGAUAUCUCCCACAAACUCUCAAACCUCUAUUGUACACCAGCAAUACAAACUCACCCACGACCCACACCAAAGCGCAAUACCAAAAACUAACCACAUCUACUCGACGGACUCGACUCGACAAUCCUCACAUUAACCAUCGUCUACCACCAUGAUCUCCACAGGCACAAAAUACGUAGCAUACGUAGUGGGCGCGCUCGCUUUCCUCACCAUGGCCUCCAUCCACCCAUUCACACCCAAGUCCAAAUCCGACUCUCACUCCCCAACCACAGUCAAACCCACAGCUGACCGCAAAUCACGAUUCAAUAUAAUGCGGUAUUCAUACCCCAGCACACAGAUCGAGCCAUCCAAGAUCGACGGACUCCCCGUCGCGCACUGCAGAACGCGUCAGCAGGCAAAUUGGUAUCUGGAUACGGUGCGGAAGAGGAUGGAUGGGGGUGUGCUGAAGGAGGGGGAUGGUGUGAGGUAUGAGGUGCAAAGACCAGGUGGGGGGAAGAAGACGUUUGUGUAUUGGAUUGAGGAGGUUGAGGGUGUGGAGGGGAUUAUGGAGUGUUAGGAGUUUAGUGCAUGGAGGCUGGUUGGUAGAAGUAGGAUAAGGGGAUAUAUAGUGGCGGUUGUGUAUUUGAUGGGUGUUUCUUUUGCCUGAAUGUAUCGCUUCUUCGCUUCUUUGUCGGAUAAAGGAAGAUAAUUUGUGUAGAUGAAAGGAAGUAGUUAAAGUGAAUUUAUUCCGCUAUCGAUGAAUUUGUAGUAGCCACAUCUAGAUCUGCAUUGGACCGGACAGAAUUGAGCGUUUCGAAGUACACCAGAUCUGAACUUGCAAAAGUGCGUCUUGUCCGUUGCAAUGAACGUUAUCAGAUGCAGCUCAUCGGUCGCGUUCUAUGUACGAAGAACCAGAUCACCCCGAAAGACAAAGAGCCGACCAAACUCCUUAGCAGGAAGAAGAUCGAAAGCAAUGAUUAGAAGACUGGUUUUGGUAUAUCGGGUGACAAUGACAAAGUCUGGACUUGACUGCACUGAUGUAAACGGCAAGCGAAGAGUGGGGUAAGUGGG
Molecule: messenger RNA, 1053 nt
Organism: Dothidotthia symphoricarpi CBS 119687
Lineage: Eukaryota; Fungi; Ascomycota; Dothideomycetes; Pleosporales; Dothidotthiaceae
Exons: 1
Coding region: 155-559 (134 amino acids)
Source: RefSeq, a predicted model, not a curated record